Molecule: messenger RNA, 786 nt
Organism: Ylistrum balloti
Lineage: Eukaryota; Metazoa; Mollusca; Bivalvia; Pectinida; Pectinidae
Product: salivary glue protein Sgs-3-like
Exons: 1
Coding region: 1-786 (261 amino acids)
Source: RefSeq, a predicted model, not a curated record
AUGGCUGAUUCAGGACAUCGUAAUAUUAGUUUGUUUAAUGGAACGCGAUAUUGCGAGACCAUCAUACGGCGAAGCGAGACCACGAUACGACGAGGCGAGACUACGACACCGCCAAGGGAGACCACCAUACGGCGAAGAGAGACCACCAUACGGCGAAGCGAGACUACGACACCGCCAAGGGAGACCACCAUACGAAGAAGCGAGACCACCAUACGGCGAAGCGAGACUACGACACCGACAAGGGAGACCACCAUACGGCGAAGCGAGACUACGACACCGCCAAGGGAGACCACCACACGGCGAAGCGAGACUACGACACCGCCAAGGGAGACCACCAUACGGCGAAGCGAGACUACGACACCGCCAAGGGAGACCACCAUACGGCGAAGCGAGACUACGACACCGCCAAGGGAGACCACCAUACGAAGAAGCGAGACCACCAUACGGCGAAGCGAGACUACGACACCGCUAAGGGAGACCACCAUACGGCGAAGCGAGACCACCAUACGACGAGGCGAGACUACGACACCGCUAAGUGAGACCACCAUACGGCGAAGCGAAACUACGACACCGCUAAGGGAGACCACCAUACGGCGAAGCGAGACCACCAUACGACGAAGCGAGACAACCAUACGACGAAGCGAAACUACGACACCGCUAAGCGAGACCACCAUACGGCGAAGCGAGACUAUGACACCGAUAAGCGAGACCACCAGACGGCGAAGCGAGACUUCGACACCGCUAAGCGAUACCACGAUAAGACGAAGCGAUACUACCAUACCGUGA